CACCCCCAUACCACGUCGCAUGGCAUGAAUGCUCUCCACGCAUUGCAGGCAUGCCAUGCCACCAUCAGUCUCCGAUACUAGUUUCCGGGGCCUUUGCGGAUAGCGACAGCAGCAGCGACUACGGCUCCGACUUUUCGCCCGAAGAAGAGGUGCUGCUGGACGAAUUGCUUGCCAAAGUCGCCACGAACCACGCGACCUCCGACUCUGUAGUCGCAAACCCUGCACCGCCAGCUCGACCACUCCCCGUGCCUAUUGAAGUCUCCGUGACGAUAGGAGAUAUCGAGGAUCAGUAUGCAAGUUCGUCGCCUCGCCCGUUGCCUCGGGUGUUUGGGCGGGAGAAGCCUGCCUGGCAGACACGCAGGACUUGGCCGUACGGUGCACGCCCAGCGCAGAUUCCAGGUCACCCUGGUACCACGUCUGCGUUUAGUUGAGCAUCCGAACUCCUCUGAAGGCAGAGAGAAGGAACGCGAGCGCCAAGCAGCUCGUCACCUCGAAGCCACCAACGAAGUAACUGCGGAGGAGGAUACGAGAUCCCCCAUGGAGCGAUUCCGACGACCCCCGAACAAGGCUUUCUCAGUCACGGACCUGAUCUCGCCCGCGUGGUGCGAGCUGCAGUACUGGUACACGCUUACGAAGCAUGGACGGAAACGCCGCACCCCGGCGAUGAAGAUGGGCAGUACGAUACACAAGACGCUCGAAGACGAGAUCUACACGACGGUGCCGGUUGAGAUUACGACCAAGGAAGAUGCGCUCGCCCUGCGCAUUUGGAAUAUCAUCCAGGGCUUGCAGCUGUUGCGGGAUUAUGGCAUUACACGAGAGCUGGAAGUCUGGGGCUUGGUGGACGGCGAGCUCGUCACCGGCGUUAUCGACCAACUGUCUAUCGAAUGCCCCGAUUCAGCCCUGGAGGCGACGGCCGCCUCUUAUUAUGCCGACAUUGAAGCGACGAGGGCGAUCAUGCCGGAGUAUCAGAUGUCCCUAACGGAUUAUCUGCUUGCGCCAUCACGGGGCGGAAGGAAGCUGUCCGACGUGUAUGCGAGAGAGGACGAAGAACCAGAAGCUGCUGCGCUCGAAGCGACCAGUAGCCAGAGUUCCUCCGAGCAGCUCCCCAGCAUACCCAGGAUUUACUUGACGGACGUCAAGACGCGCGGCAGCGCCUCCGUGCCGACGGUCAAGAGCUCCUCGUUCCGUCCCACUCAGCUGCAACUCCAGCUCUACUAUCACAUGCUCAAUCGCCUCGUCACCAGCGACGACGUGACCAUUGACCUUCUGGCCGCGCGGUACAACCUCGACGCGCAGCGUCCCUUCACCGACGCCUUCAUCCACGAAGUCGGCGGUCUUAACGACCAGUACUUUGACGCGCUAUCGAACCAGGAAUUCGACCCGGACUUCAUCUUGACACAAGAGGAUGCUGAGAAUGCUUCUUCUUCAUCCAAAUCACCAUCGUCCGCUCCAACUGCCAGCCAAGACUUCACCAGCAUUCUCACCUCUCACAACAAUCUCACAUCCCUCUGGACCCUAAUGAAGGAGAGCCUUCGCCUCACAUUCCUGCCCCCGUCUCAGCCCUCCAUCUCCGUUGCCCCAUCCAUCCCCUCGGAGUUCCAGCCAGCCCUGCUCGAGCCCUACCCUACCCUUCUCUCCCCGCUGCUCACCGCAAAGUACAUCUCCUCCAAGCCGACGACGGACGUGGAGAGACGCAUCCUGGGCAGCCGGUCGUUUCUCUUUGACCCCACUUCCAUGAACUCGUACGUGGCGGACCAGAUGGAGUGGUGGCGUGGCGCACGUUCACCCCGCGGGGUGGAGGUUAUGGAUGCGUGGAAAUGCCGCAUCUGCGAGUUUCGCGAUGAGUGCUCAUGGCGUCAGGAGCGGGAGUGGGACUAUUCGCGUCGGAGGCAGCAGAAGCUGGAUAUCGAGAUGAAUGCCACAUGAUUCGCUCUGCUGUUUGGACCUGUGGAUAUAUAUAUGUAUAUAUAUAUAUAGAUUUUCCUUUGGGAGGAUUGGGUCCGUGGUACUGAUAGGUUGAUAAGAGCGCUGUCCUCGGAUAGAUAGGACUACGGUUAUGAUGUGACUGAAUCUUGUCUGGGAUGAUCUGCAUAUUCGCAGAGAUAGAUCCUGUGUAUUAAGAAGGGUACUGGUCGAGACGAAAGUCUG
Molecule: messenger RNA, 2148 nt
Organism: Aspergillus saccharolyticus JOP 1030-1
Lineage: Eukaryota; Fungi; Ascomycota; Eurotiomycetes; Eurotiales; Aspergillaceae
Product: exonuclease V
Exons: 2
Coding region: 292-1926 (544 amino acids)
Biological process (GO): interstrand cross-link repair
Cellular component (GO): mitochondrion; nucleus
Molecular function (GO): single-stranded DNA 5'-3' DNA exonuclease activity
Source: RefSeq, a predicted model, not a curated record